CACUUCCUGAAGCAUACAGGUAAAGGGACACACCGGAGAAACAAAGGCUGGUCAGACCUUUCGUCUCUAACACGCGAUUAAAGAAAACAUCGCAGUCUAGGGUUGACUGAAAUAGUAUUGGGAGAUAUUCAGACGUAUUUCAUGGUUUUGAAUAACAAGGGAAUAAGUGUCGCAUUUAAUUUCACGCGAUUACUUGUCAACUCAAACAGGGCGACGGUUUCAUUUUAGGCGCUCCAUUGCCCGAGGAUGCCUCCGUUCCUCAUAGGACUAGUUCUGAGCGCCUCGCUGCUGCUUCAGACAGGUUGCUCGGUGCGAGCCCAAGACGAGUCCUCCGGUGGAUCUUGCUUGGAUAAAUACCGGAAGGGGCGACAGGACUUUGUUCUGGAUACUGACGAGUCGGUGAACGAAGGUGCCACUUUCAUUGGGUCCCCGGCAGUCCAGAGCGAGAGCGACUGCGUGAGCGCUUGUUGUAAAGAUGCAACGUGUAAUCUGGCUUUGAUGGAGAAAGGCGAAGAGGAGGGUUCGAUCCAAGCCUGCUUUCUGUUCGAUUGCGUGUACAGGCAGAAGUAUGUCUGCAGGUUUGUCAAGAAGACCGGCUUCAGCAACUACAUCUUAAACUCCGUCUUCGAGGAGUACCUUGAAGGCGAGGACCACGUUCACGAUGAGGAGGACAGACGUCCGAUCGCUAACGGGGGACCGGACAGGGUGGUCCAGCCAGGGGAGCCUGUGACGCUGAACGGUAUCGAGAGCCGAGACGACCACGGGAUCAGCACGUACCAGUGGACCCAGCUCAAGGGAGACCCCUCAGCUGUCAUGGAGAAAACUGAACUAGAGGACCAAGUGAUGGUGUCCAACCUCUCUCCCGGGGUCUACGUCUUCCAGCUCCUCGUCACCGACACGGGCGGGCAGUCAGACACGGCAAAGGUCACCGUGCUGGUGCUCACCCCGGAACAGUCUCAGAGUCACUGUCUGGUCCCCAAGAAGGUGGGUCCCUGCCGAGGCGCCUUCCCCCGCUGGCACUACAACGCCGUGACGGAGAAGUGUGAGGAGUUCCUGUUCGGCGGCUGCCGGGCGAACCGCAACAACUACCUGACGGAACAGGAGUGCUCCAGCGCCUGCGAUGGCAUGUCAGUGGUUUCUAGCAGAAGUGCUCCUGCUCCUAAAGGGGAGGUAUGCGAGGCCCCCUGUGAGGCCGGCCAGUUCUCCUGUGGAGGUGACUGCUGUGUGGACGCAGCGCUGGAGUGUGAUGGGGAGAGGCAUUGUAGCAGCGGCUUGGACGAGGAGGCCUGCGACUACCUGAAUAAGACCUUCUCGCGUCUGCUGGAGAUCCCUGUAAAUGAGCAGAACGUCCGCUGCACAGAGCCCCCCAAGACGGGCCCCUGCCGGGCCAGCAUGACCCGCUGGUACUACGACCCCAUCCAGAGGAAGUGCCUCCGCUUCAACUACGGCGGCUGCCGGGGCAACGAGAACAACUUCCACGGUCACGAAAACUGCAUGAAGACCUGCAAGUCUGUGACAGAGAAGGACAUCUUUGCCAAGGGGAUGUUUGAGCGCUCUGAGAUGGAAGACAGCCAGUCAGGCACGGUUGCCAUCGCUGUGGUGCUGGCCGUGGCCAUCCUGGCCUUGGUGGCCGCCAUGGGGUACUGCUACGUGAAGCGCAAGAAGGAGCCGCCACGCCCGGCCGUGGUCGCUGCCUCCCCGGUCUCCACCCCAGAGGACACAGAACGCCUGGUCUACAACAGCACCACGAAGCCUGUCUGAGACGCUGAGGGGCUGGCGCAACCGGGCAGACACGUGUUCACGGCCUUCCUAGUGUUUUCACCACCAUUUUCACGUGGGGUGUGGGGAGACGUCCCAUUACUGCUGUAUCCGUUUUUAGGGGAUUUCUUAAGCCGCUUGAGGUGUCAGGUGUAAUUUUAAAAAGGGGAGUGUGGGUUGGCAGGGAAACGUUUUCUUAGUGUUGGUCUGCACUGUGGGAUAUGACAGGUUAAUCAGGGGCCAAGCAGGCAAUUGAAUAGUUCCACAGGGUUUUUCUCUAUCAUUUCUGUUUUACAUCUGCAGAAUCCUCUGUACCUGUCUGGUUUUCUCAGCAUCUAGCAGUCCUUGCAGUUUCUGCAAUCUUCUACUAAGUAAUGUGACUUAGGAAAAGUAAUCUAUCUGCUCGCACCUCUGUGUCUGCAAUGUGGACCCUGCCACUUAUGUAUAAUGAUUUUUGUAAAGGCUUUUGGUUGUUAUCACAUUGUAUUUAUUGUACCAGAUGUAGUGUUGUUUUUUUUAAGAAUAUACCAUUAUGUAAGUUGAGGUAAAUUGUAAAUAGUUAAUGUUGUCUAUCACAGAGAGAAAGGAUGAGAAGGUUAUUGGGUGUUAGUGUUGUAAAUCCUUUGCCUGUCCAACAUACUUAAUGAAAACCAAGUUUGAAAAAAAAGAAAAAAAAAGCUAUGUGUUCAAAUGAAAAUUGCUUUCCAAACUGCAGGACAGCAACAUUACAACACAUUUUGUAUAUAGUUUGUUUUGUGUCAUUGUUGAGAGAAGGAUAUUUAAUUAUAACUGGUAUGAAUGACAUAGAUAGCUAUACAAGGUUUCUAUAAUCUUAUGUGUUUGUGUUUAUAUUGCAAUGUUUGAGUAACACUGUCCUUUAGACAGUGAUUGCACAUCCCCUCUAAUGUCAUAAAAUACUUAUUACAUGAAUAUUGCUAUAGAUAUUACUCGUAUAUAUAUUACUCACGGUAUGACAAAUCUCUGUGAAACUAUCUCCUGUGAGUUAUUGCCGCAGAGGAAGAUGAAUGUCAUUUAUUGUAGAUCUUAAUUUCUUUUAAACUCAGG
Megalops cyprinoides (Indo-Pacific tarpon) is the source of this 2823-nucleotide messenger RNA. RefSeq names its product kunitz-type protease inhibitor 1-like. NCBI's taxonomy places the organism in Eukaryota, Metazoa, Chordata, Actinopteri, Elopiformes, Megalopidae. Bases 247 to 1761 code for a protein of 504 amino acids. Gene Ontology annotation, molecular function: serine-type endopeptidase inhibitor activity; protein binding. The transcript has 11 exons. The record is from RefSeq and is a predicted model, not a curated record.